Panicum virgatum (switchgrass) is the source of this 1147-nucleotide messenger RNA. RefSeq names its product expansin-A31-like. The transcript has 2 exons. Gene Ontology annotation, cellular component: extracellular region. Gene Ontology annotation, biological process: plant-type cell wall organization. Lineage: Eukaryota; Viridiplantae; Streptophyta; Magnoliopsida; Poales; Poaceae. The record is from RefSeq and is a predicted model, not a curated record. Bases 110 to 862 code for a protein of 250 amino acids.
AUAAGCUAGCUUGCCUCCUCCGAUCCAUUCCCUCUCCGCUCCCAUUUCCAUCUCGUUCUCUUCACGCAGCCACACCGACCUCUGCAUCGAUCGCUCGGCGUCCAUUUAUAUGGCCAAGUCCCUGAUCUUGUUGUGCGCAGCGCUCGCGGCGUGCUUCGCGCUCGCCGCCGCUGACUGGUCUCAGGGCACCGCCACGUUCUACGGCGGACCCGACGGCUCCGGCACCAUGGGCGGCGCGUGUGGGUACGGUAACCUGUACAACGCCGGGUACGGCAUCAACAACGCGGCGCUGAGCGAGACGCUGUUCAACGACGGCGUGUCGUGCGGGCAGUGCUACCUCGUCCUCUGCGACGGGUCACGUCCGGGCGGCCAGUACUGCAAGCCCGGCAACAGCGUCACUGUCUCGGCCACCAACCUCUGCCCGCCAAACUACACGCUGCCCAACGGCGGCUGGUGCGGCCCGGGGAGCCCUCACUUCGCCAUGGCGCAGCCGGCGUGGAAGAACAUCGGCAUCUUACAGGCCGGCAUCAUCCCGGUCCUGUACCAGCAGAUCAAGUGCUUGCGCAACGGCGGCGUGCGCUUCGUCAUCACCGGGUCCAACUACUUCCUGCUCGUCAACAUCCAGAACCUCGCCGGCAGCGGCUCCGUGGGCGCAGCCUGGAUCAAGGGCGGCAACACGGGGUGGAUCCAGAUGACCAGGAACUGGGGAGCCAACUGGCAGGCGCUCUCCGGGCUCGUCGGCCAGGGGCUCAGCUUCGCCGUGACCAGCACCGGCGGGCAGUACAUUCAGUUCCUCAACGUCGUGCCAGGAGGGUGGCAGUUCGGCAUGACCUUCAACACAUACAAGAAUUUCGACUACUGAUGAUCCAUCGACCGUAAACCAAUUCAACGCAAAAAGUUUCUGCUAUGCACGUUUCUUAUAAGAGUCUGUGCUACCACAGUUUCUACGAUCCUAUGUUUCUCGAGAGCGCCUAGAUAGGUUGCAGUUGUUCUUUUAGAUAACCAUAAGUAGACUUACUCGUAUCUGAAUACUUUACAAUUGCUUCAUAGGCAAGGUGCAGGAAACAAUCUAUCCCUACUCCAAGAUAAUCCAUAGCACGUUAUUAUUAGUUCUAUACAAUUAUGCAUGACAGAUUUCUCCCUCCAC